AUGAUCCCAGAUCCCUACAAAAUUAUUUUCUCCGUUCCGUACUGUCUAAAUAAUAAUCUCUUUCGUUUUCUCACGUAAAUAAGAAGGAAAAAAAAAAAAAAGUAAAUAUAUAUAUCAAGAGAGAUUUUUGUUUAAACUUGACGUCGGCAAUGGCGGAAGAUUUUGCAAGGGCGGUGGAGGACGGGCUAAAGCUAGGGAAACGGAUAUACAUGGGGAAAGACAGAGCGGUACAGCCUCCGAAGCCGCUACCACUAAUGGAGCGGUCAAUGCAUUUUUACUUGCCAUCGGCUCCGAUGGUGUAUGCGGUUAUAUCCGACCCGAGGAUUGUCGACAACCCGGAUAUUCCAAGUUACCAGCCUCACGUGCAUGGAAGGCUUGAUCCACCCGCAUUGAUUCCUCUACAGAUGAACGGGGUCAAUCUCGACGUUGAUUGUUAUGGCGAUUCAGCUUUUGUUCAAGUUUCUGGGAUGUGGAGGGUUCAUUGCGUUAUGCGUAGCCGUUCCUGUGAUUGUCGCAUUGCUGUCCCCAUGGGUGACGAGGGUUCAAUUCUAGGUGUUGAGAUUGAUCUUCCUACAAAAUCAUAUUCUACAGAACUGAUUGGAGUAGAAGAAAGUAACGGUAUUCAGAAUAUAGCCAGACCAGAAGAUGGACAGUUUUUGAAGCCUCAUAUAUUUACAUUAACAAUACCAAAGAUCGAUGGGGGUACUUAUAUUUCAAUGAAGCUUCACUGGUCUCAGAAAUUGUCAUAUAAUGACGGUAAGUUCACUUUGACUGUGCCCUUCAAUUUUCCUGAAUUUGUUACUCCUGCUAUAAGGCAAAUCCCAAAGAAAGAGAGGAUACAAUUGAAUGUGAACUCUGGUAUUGCAAGUGGAAUCGUGUACCAGGCAGUGAGUCAUCCUUUUCAGGAAUCAAAACGAAAUGGAGGGCAUAUUGGUCUCUUAUAUGAAGCAAAUGUUAUGACAUGGUCCCAUACUGACUUGAGUUUCUCGUAUGGUGUGUCUUCCGGUAACAUAUUUGGAGGUGCCCUUUUGCAGUCUCCAUCUUUAUAUGAUAUUGAUCAAAGGGACAUGUUCUGUAUUUGUCUUUUCCCAGGAAGUCAGCAAGGGAAGAAGGUGUUCAGAAAGGAGGUCAUAUUUGUUGUUGAUAUAAGUAGCAGCAUGCGAGGGAGGUCGCUUGAGAGUACCAAGAAUGCAAUAAACACAGCCCUUUCUAAGCUCAGUCCUGAAGAUUCAUUUAACAUUAUAGCUUUUAGUGAUGAGACUUUCCUAUAUUGCACGUCCAUGGUGUUGGCUUCCGAGGAAUCAAUUGAAAACGCCUCUGAAUGGAUGUCCAAGGAACAUAGUGAGGGGAACGGUACAAAUAUGCUUACUCCACUUCAGAAGGCAGUUGAGAUGCUAUCAAGCACACCUGGUUCAAUUCCUAUGGUUUUUCUUGUUACAGAUGGGACUGUUGAAGAUGAGAGAAAAAUUUGUGAGUGGAUGGAUAAGCGUAUGAAAAAUGGAGGGUCAUUAUGCCCACGCAUACAUACUUUGGGCAUAGGUAAAUUCUGCAAUCACCAUUUCCUGCGCAUGCUGGCUAUGCUUAGCCGGGGGGAAUAUGGUGCUGCUUGUGAUCUAGAUACAAUUGACUCUCAGAUGCAAAAACUAUUCAGUAAAGGUUUAUCUACUGUUCUUGCAAAUAUAACCAUUGAUGCAUUCGAUGAUCAUGAGCAAAUAGAGGUGUACUCUUCAUGUAUUCCAGACCUUUCAUCUGAAAGUCCAUUGACAAUAUGCGGGAGGUGCCAAGGCAGUUUUCCUGACACUCUUAAAGCUAAAGGCAUCUUAGGAGAUCUGAGUCAUGUUAUUAUUGACUUGAAGAUAGAAAAGGCUAUGAACAUAUCUCUUGACAAAAUUUCAGCAAGGCAGCAGAUUGAUCUACUCACAGCGCAGGCAUGGUUUUCAGAAAAUAAACAACUUGAGGAGAAGGUUGCAAAGUUGAGCUUAAGGACUUGCAACAUCUCCGAAUAUACCCGUAUGAUUUUACUUGAAAAAGGUAAAAUUGAAAGAGAUACAGAUACUACCGAAGCUCGAAAGGUACCAAAGAAAGGAGACGCAUGCAAACUUUUGGAUUCGGCAGAGCCCAAAAAGAUAUUGCUUCAAAUCCUUACAGUAGGCUUUGGUGAUCUGCUUGCAACUGCCGAAAACAUUUGUCCUGGAUCUGAAGAAGAAAUUUUGCCUGAAGUUGCCGAAAUGUUAAACAAGGCAACUUCAAAUUGCUGCGGUCGGCUGUGUAGACAUUGCUGUUGCCUGUGCUGCAUCCGAUGUUGUUCAAAGAUGAGUAAUCAAUGUUCCAUUUUAUUAACACAACUGUGCGGUGCUGUAGCAUGCGUUGGCUGCAGUCAACUUUGCGCACUCUGCUGCCCACAAGAAGGGUAAUAAACCCAUUCCCACAGUUUGAUCAACCUGCCAUUAUAUUAACACUGCCAUGGGCUGUUCUGGGGCUGCCUUCAAUGUUUGAAAAAUCGUUGUAUAUUGGUGUUUAUAACGACUGUUCUGCCUUGUAUAUUGGUGUUUAUAACCGACUGUUCUGCCUUGUAUAUUGGUGUUUGUAACGUGUAAAUUGAUAUUAAUUAUUAUGUUACUUUAGUUUGAAUCA
Messenger RNA from Gossypium raimondii (Peruvian cotton), 2634 nucleotides. RefSeq lists its product as hypothetical. The transcript has 13 exons. The coding region runs from base 150 to 2414 and encodes 754 amino acids. Lineage: Eukaryota; Viridiplantae; Streptophyta; Magnoliopsida; Malvales; Malvaceae. The record is from RefSeq and is a predicted model, not a curated record.